This is a messenger RNA of Cryptomeria japonica (Japanese cedar), 2537 nucleotides long. RefSeq lists its product as uncharacterized. NCBI's taxonomy places the organism in Eukaryota, Viridiplantae, Streptophyta, Pinopsida, Cupressales, Cupressaceae. Gene Ontology annotation, cellular component: cytoplasm. Gene Ontology annotation, molecular function: deoxynucleoside kinase activity. The transcript is spliced from 5 exons. The coding region runs from base 349 to 1872 and encodes 507 amino acids. The record is from RefSeq and is a predicted model, not a curated record.
CUCCCAAGGAAUUAAAAAAACAUGCAAACUAGGUGAAGAAAGCCGUUGAGUUCGUCGCUGGAUUGCAUAUCAAGUGGCGCACACCACAAAUUAAAGACAACCACAUAAAAAAAAACAAUGGAAAUUUUGCAUUUCUCACGUGUGCCCCUAAACCCUACAAAUUACAAACCCUCGCCUAAAAUAUUUCUCCCACCAUUUCUCACUGUCAUCUCGAAUGUCUUGCAAUUUGCAAAGAUGGGCGUUUGAAAAGCGUUUAGCAGACAGACAGCAGAGCAUUAAGAUAAUUGACGCACUCAAAGCAUAUCUAUCUUCUUCAUUUCUCAAAUUCUCACCAUAACUGCCAAGCAAAUGCAAGCCGACAUGCUUUCCUCAGCAUUCAACUUCCACAUUCACCGUACUUGCUUAAGUUUGGGUCAUAGCGGGGCUAGAAUUUCAGCGGUUCUGCGCCAUGACCGAGCUUCGUUCUUUUCCUCACAGAAAAAUAGCGGGCGCCAUGCUCUUAGACCCUGGCCUUUGUACGAUAGGCCCAGUUUAAGUGCCACAUUUAGUACUUCUAAGAAGAGCGACGCUUUGGGUGGCUCUCCUUCUGCUAUUUCUGUGAAGAAGAAGGGGCGGCGGGAGGGCCCGGAGGAGGAGACGCUCGCCGCCUCUGCAGAUUUGUUGACAAUUCCUGGCGUGGGCCAUCGCAAUAUGCAGAAAUUAAUGAUGAAGGGCAUUGGCAAAGUCUCUGAACUCAAGCAAAUUUAUAGAGAUAAGUUCCAUGGAGAUACAAGUGAAAAGAUGGUUGAAUUUCUACGUAGCUCGAUUGGUAUCAUCCACAAGAAUCAUGCAGAGAGCAUAACGUCAUAUAUAAAGGACAGUGUCGAUGAGGAGUUAAAAGAAGAAGAUCAACCCAUGAACGACAAAGGAGUGCAGAAGAAAAAGAGACUUACAUUCUGUGUUGAGGGUAAUAUUAGUGUUGGAAAGUCAACAUUUCUUCAAAGGAUAAAUGAGACACUUGAAUUAUGUGAUGUUGUGGAGAUUGUCCCUGAACCCGUUGCUAAGUGGCAAGAUAUUGGCCCAGAACAUUUUAAUAUCCUAGAUGCUUUUUAUGCUGAACCUAAAAGAUAUGCAUACACAUUCCAGAACUAUGUGUUUGUCACCCGUGUGAUGCAAGAGCGGGAAUCUGCAAGUGGCGUAAAGCCGCUAAGGCUUAUGGAGAGAAGUAUUUUUAGUGAUCGAAUGGUUUUUGUACGAGCUGUUCAUGAGGCAAAGUGGAUGAAUGAAAUGGAGAUCAACAUUUAUGAUUCAUGGUUUGAUCCUGUUGUAUCUGUCUUACCUGGUCUUGUUCCUGAUGGAUUCAUUUACCUGAGGGCCAGUCCUGAUACAUGUCAUAAUCGCAUGCGAUUGCGAAAAAGGGCAGAAGAGCAAGGUGUUAGUCUCGAAUAUUUGCAAGGCUUGCAUGAAAAACAUGAGCAGUGGUUAUUCCCUGCAGAAAGAAGAAACCAUGGAAUGCUGUCUGUUAGUCAGUUUACCCAUGAUAUGGAUGAGCCUUUACCUCCACAAAUUCAGAAUCGUGUAUUUUAUUUAGGGGGAGAAAAUGUACACUCAUGCAUUCAAAAGGUUCCUGCAUUAGUUUUGGACUGUGAACCCAACAUAGACUUCAGCAGAGACAUUGAAGCAAAACAAGAGUAUGCUCGCCAAGUUGCUGAGUUCUUUGAGUUUGUUAAACGAAAGAAAGAGAUUCAGUCUUCAGAUGAAGCUCCAGAUGCUAAGAAAUCUAGUAACCUAGUGUUGCCACAUGGUGGUUUACUUGGCACCGAUGGGAAUCUCUUACGGCAUCCUGGAUUGAACUCUCUAGAUUUUAGACAACCCAUGAUGUAUCCAAACUAAUUGUAAAUUUAUUUUGUGGCUUAAACUGCUCAGAGAAUUUUGGUUAUAACUUUUUUCUGCUGAGUAGUAGUUGCCAAUAGCAGUUUCAAUUUCAAAGUUGAUGCUACAUGUCACAUUUAUUUCAUUUCAGCCCUUGUAUAUAGCUGGGCUUUUUUCUCGUCUUAGAAGUACAGCCAUAUGGAAGUAUGUUGCUUGCCAUAUUUGAGGAUUAACUUUCUUAAACAGUCUCUUUUCAUUCCUUAGAAUCAAGGUUUCAUGCAUCCAAACCUUCUAUGUCAAAGUUGAUGCUACUCGUCACAUUUAUUUCAUUUCAACUCAUGUAUAUAUAUUUGGUGGACUAUUUUCGAGUCUUCAAACAAUUUCAAAGUUGAUGCUACAUGUCACAUUUAUUUCAUUUCAGCCCUUGUAUAUAGCUGGGCUUUUUUCUCGUCUUAGAAGUACAGCCAUAUGGAAGUAUGUUGCUUGCCAUAUUUGAGGAUUAACUUUCUUAAACAGUCUCUUUUCAUUCCUUAGAAUCAAGGUUUCAUGCAUCCAAACCUUCUAUGUCAAAGUUGAUGCUACUCGUCACAUUUAUUUCAUUUCAACUCAUGUAUAUAUAUUUGGUGGACUAUUUUCGAGUCUUCAAACAAUAGCCUUAUGGAAGUAUGUGCUUUUUAAUGUUCUUA